GCGAGUUGCAGCCUUACAGUGUUGUUCGGAGCAGUGGCUGUUACAUGGGCUUUUCGACGUCAGGGUGUAAAGGUCUUUAAGGAAAUUAUCACAUGCCGUUACUGUACACUCGUCUGUGACCAGCGCGUGCUAUUUGUGAAUGUUAGUAUGAAUGGUAAGGCUGGGAGUGGAGCAGCGGGCGGUGUGCUGGCCUGUAUUGAGGGUCUGCCGCCGCUGCCCAAGAGCCUGAGCGGACUGCUCAACUCCAGCGGCGGCUCGUGGAGAGAGAUGGAGAGGAUGUAUGUGAAGAAGACCAUGAUUCAGGACGACUUGAGCCGAGGAAGGAAUAACACGGACAGUCUGCUGGCGAAUAAACCAGCAAACCUGGAUGCCGCCCUUGCUUUGCUCAGAAAAGAGAUGGUGGGUUUGCGGCAGCAGGACAUGUCUCUGCUCUGUCAGCUCUGGUCCCUUCACGAGUCCAUCCAGGAGUACAAGGGCAGCUGCCAGGACCUCUCCGCUGUGUCCAGUGCGGAUGGACCCUACGGGAUGGAGAACGGUUAUUUUGAUGAAGAUGAGGAAUAUUAUACCGAGUCCGGUAUGACGCCAGCCGAAACGCCAGAUGGAAACGAUACAUCUCCUAAAAACGGGACAUCCAAAGACAGCUGGAUACACGACUCGUUCCAUAUCACAAUCUAAAACGCUUGACUUUUUUUCUUUAAUGAAAACAAGCUGUGCCAUAAUUUAGUUUGCUGGCAUUUAGUUUUACAGCAGACUCCAUAGUAAAUAUAAUUGAGAAUUAUUAUUUAUUGUAUAAUAUACUACAUAGUAUUUUGUUUUCCUGAUUUAAUCAACAUUGGAAAUUUUAUACGUUUUUUUUUUUAAGUAAGGGGAGAAGCAUAUCAUUUCGUUAUGAGGUUUACAGUAAAUCAUGUUAAACUUGUGCUGAUGAAUUUAUAGACUUUCACCCCUCUGAAUUCAGAAAAGUCUUAUUUCUCGUUGAGCAAUCGCUCGCUGGGUGCUUGCAGAAGACAGGGUUUUGUUUUUACUGCAAAUAUGUAUUCCGAGUAUGCUGGAAAUGCUACCUAUUCUUUGCUGAAAUGUAAUCCAGGGUAUAACCAGCACAAAGAGCUUGAAACAGCAUCACCAAAACAAAACGCAAUGUCCCAGUGUACUCAUUGCAUUAUGUAUUGUGUAACUCAAUAUGAACAUACUGUAUCUAUAAGUAAGUAAAUCGAUAACCAGCUCCAUAACAUUUCCCUCCCACUUUAUGUAAACCUGUUCUAGAUCAUGUAUUGUAGAUGUUUUAUUUAUUUACUUACAGUAUAAUUGCUGCUAGAAUUCAGUCUUCCAUUGUGCUUGAACUUCUUCUCAGUGCGUAUCAUGCCUGUUUUUGCUCAAAUGUCAAGUGACUCACAUAAGGUUGCCUGUAUUCAUAAUGUGAGAUAAUAAACUUGGUUUUUGCAAGUACAAAUGGCCAUCAAAUCCACUAAAAAGAUUGUGUAUGCAAAUCAUAGCAUGCCAUAAUGUACGCAUUUUAUACAGUAUAACAUAUUUUCUUGAUGUGUUGGUGAAUUGAAUGCCUGGAUUUGCACCGUUAUGGAUCAUCAAAUACUGUGACCGAGAACUGAUAAUCAUCAGAGUGUUUCUACUACAAGAAUAUUAAUCUCAGCAGAGAGAGAAUCUCUUCUACCUCUUGUGUGUUUGAGCUCCGAAAUCUUUUUUUCUCACACUAGCAGAUCUUUUUUAAUUCCCAGCGUUUAUAGAAGUCCCGAUUCCAUUUUAACACUCUUUUACAAUUUAUAACCUUCUUAUUUGGUUCAAUUCUGAGAGCAAAACUAAAAAAAAAAAGAAAGAAGGGCUCUUGAUAUGCAACCAGCAAGGCUUUAAGGUGCUUUGACCAAAAUCAGCACUGAACUUCACACUUUGUGCCUUGACACAGCUUUGAAUCCAUGUGUUUUUGCCAUCUCUGGCCCUCUGUAAUCACACUAUUUCAUAUCUACAUCCAGCAUCUUCAUGCAUCCAUUUCAGUCCCUUAUUAACAGAAGAAAGUUCCACCCAGAAAAUGUCUCCUCUCCACCCAUCUCAUUAUCUUCUACCCUGCGGUGAUUUAUUGCUCUGAUCCUGCAUGGAAAUUCCCACUCCAGUUUCGUAAUUUGCAUAGAAGUCAGUAACAGCACUUUUUGGUCCGGUUGAUCUCUGUGGUUGGUUGUGAAAUGAUUUCUGCAGUUGUUUUGCAUACAAAGAUGCUAAAUUAUCUGGUUAGAUGGCGUUUGUGUGUUCGACUUGUUUUUGCUCAAUCUGUUCUUGAAUGUUUUUCAAAAUUGUCAAAUGUGUUUAAGCGCGAAACAGUGCAUUUAUGAGAUUUGAACUGAUUGAAUUGAUACAGGAAUGAUCCUUUUGUAUGUUUUAUUGUGUGUGUUAGCGAUGCAAAAUAAAUAUAAUGUACGGUC
Sinocyclocheilus grahami is the source of this 2429-nucleotide messenger RNA. It is a transcript of the gene fam89a, whose product is annotated as family with sequence similarity 89 member A. The transcript has 2 exons. NCBI's taxonomy places the organism in Eukaryota, Metazoa, Chordata, Actinopteri, Cypriniformes, Cyprinidae. The record is from RefSeq and is a predicted model, not a curated record. Bases 148 to 675 code for a protein of 175 amino acids.